This is a messenger RNA of Mesitornis unicolor (brown roatelo), 1097 nucleotides long. Its product is annotated as plexin-A4-like. NCBI's taxonomy places the organism in Eukaryota, Metazoa, Chordata, Aves, Mesitornithiformes, Mesitornithidae. The transcript is spliced from 7 exons. Gene Ontology annotation, biological process: regulation of GTPase activity; negative regulation of cell adhesion; regulation of cell shape. Gene Ontology annotation, molecular function: semaphorin receptor activity. Gene Ontology annotation, cellular component: semaphorin receptor complex. The record is from RefSeq and is a predicted model, not a curated record. The annotation marks the transcript as partial.
GAGUGUGCUGGUGAACCUCUGUUCUCCCUCUUCUGUGCCAUCAAGCAGCAGAUGGAAAAGGGUCCCAUCGAUUCGAUCACUGGGGAGGCCCGGUACUCGCUGAGUGAGGACAAGCUUAUCCGACAGCAGAUUGAUUACAAGACACUGGUCCUCAGCUGCGUGAACCCCGACAACGUGAACAGCCCCGAGAUCCCGGUGAAGAUCCUGAAUUGCGACACCAUCACGCAGGUCAAGGAGAAAAUCCUCGAUGCCAUCUUCAAGAACGUGCCUUGCUCCCACCGGCCCAAAGCUGCUGACAUGGACUUGGAGUGGCGGCAAGCAAGCGGGGCAAGGAUGAUCCUUCAGGAUGAAGACAUCACAACCAAGAUAGAGAAUGACUGGAAGAGACUCAACACGCUGGCACACUAUCAGGUGCCAGAUGGGUCUGUGGUUGCCUUAGUCUCCAAGCAAGUCACUGCCUACAAUGCAGUCAACAACUCCACGGUCUCCCGGACCUCAGCCAGCAAAUACGAAAACAUGAUCCGAUACACAGGCAGCCCAGACAGCCUCCGCUCCCGCACACCCAUGAUCACUCCUGACCUUGAGAGCGGAGUCAAGAUGUGGCACUUGGUGAAGAACCAUGAGCAUGGUGACCAAAAAGAGGGUGACCGGGGCAGCAAGAUGGUUUCUGAGAUCUACCUGACGAGGCUACUUGCCACCAAGGGUACCCUCCAGAAGUUUGUAGACGACCUCUUUGAGACCAUCUUCAGCACUGCUCACCGCGGCAGUGCGCUUCCCCUGGCUAUCAAAUACAUGUUCGACUUCCUGGAUGAGCAGGCUGACAAGCACAACAUCCAUGACCCCCACGUGCGGCACACCUGGAAAAGCAAUUGCUUGCCAUUACGGUUCUGGGUUAACAUGAUCAAGAACCCCCAGUUCGUCUUCGACAUCCACAAGAACAGCAUCACAGAUGCCUGCCUCUCUGUCGUGGCUCAGACUUUCAUGGACUCCUGUUCGACCUCAGAGCACCGCCUGGGCAAAGACUCACCCUCCAACAAGCUCCUCUAUGCCAAGGACAUCCCCAGCUACAAGAACUGGGUGGAAAGGUGAGUUUUAGU